CCCCCCCCCCCCCCCCCUCUCACAACUGCCGAAUAUCAACAUAAGCAAAAGAAAAGAAUAAAAGGACCCCCAAACUAGUUACCUAGUAAUCUUCUAAUACGGGAUUUAUUCUUCAUCAGGUGGAAUACAGUUGUCAGCAUUUCCGCUUCGUGGUACAAAGGUGGUGUUCAGUGUACGAGAGAACAAACAAGGUGUGCGCGCCGAAUGUCACGCAUAUGGAAGUUAGGCAUGAUGAACUAUGCUGUAAGCUCAACCCCUCCAUCUUCUCUCCAAUCCUUGCCGAUUCUUGCAUCUUUCUGGCAGUCAUCGACAUUCCGGGAAAUCCCCCACAUUCUGUUUCUAUGCACCAGCUUCCCGAUACGAGUCUACCCUAUCCUCUCUACGUCCAACCUAUGUCUACAUUCGUCUACAUUGCCGAUUGUCGACCACGUUCUCCACCACCAUGGGAGCAUAUGAUCAGGCGAAGCAAGAGACACACCUCUUACGUCUAAAUGAGCAUAUUAUCGCUCCCUGACGAAGCCGAAAUUUGACCGGACAAACGUUGGAACAUGUAGUUGGAUACCUAUGCGGAGAAAAUAAUGUUUUGGGAGGAAGGGGUGGAGGGAAUGUCUAGGGUUAUUCUUUUUUUCUUUUUUUACGGCAUAUGUGAUAUAAGGAUGCUUAAGCAUGAUGCUGGCUCAUUUCAGAUUGUAGCUAGGUUCAAGCAACCCCCUACGCUUACGGCCUCGCUUCGCUCUUUGAAGAGCAGAAGACUGGACUGCCAUAACGAAGGCAAAAGGGAGCUAAGU
This is a messenger RNA of Hypoxylon fragiforme, 788 nucleotides long. RefSeq lists its product as uncharacterized. The transcript is spliced from 3 exons. NCBI's taxonomy places the organism in Eukaryota, Fungi, Ascomycota, Sordariomycetes, Xylariales, Hypoxylaceae. The record is from RefSeq and is a predicted model, not a curated record. The coding region runs from base 216 to 491 and encodes 91 amino acids.